AUGUCACUUAUGAAACUACUGAAAGCGUCUCAGAACCGUGAUGCUUCCGAAGCCUCCCGGGCGAGCGGAGCGUCGUCCCCCACGACCACCGCGGUCGAUGCCGCCUCGGAGCAAGGCGAGUCACUAGUCCCACCGGCCCGGGGAUUCGGUGGGCGCAAGAUGUCCGUCUGGUCAACUGUAGCCCGUAAACUUUCUGUGUCUACCACCGCCUCAAGCAAAGCACCCGUCAAACCGACGAUAACCCUGCCCAAGAAACGCUUUGAGAACUCCUACAGACUGGAGCCGGAGACUACUACCAAGUUCAACGUGCCUAAAGUGGAGAAGUUCUUGAGUGAGCUACUUGAGAUGCGACUCAAGUCAGAGACCUACGACGCUAAGACGUGCAGCUCACUGACGACCAGCCUAGCGGAUGUCAUCAAGGGACGGAUGAAGAAGAUGGGGUUUCCGAGACAUCGAAUCGUUGUCUAUGUCGUGGUUGGGGAGAAGAAGGACCAGGGAUUCCAGGCGUGCGGUAGGAGCGUCUGGGACGACUCGGCUGAUAAUUUUGUGUAUAUCACCUACGAAAAUGCAUCCCUGUUCGUAGUUGCGAAUGUGUAUGGUGUGUACUACGAGUAG
Asterias rubens (European starfish) is the source of this 615-nucleotide messenger RNA. RefSeq names its product tctex1 domain-containing protein 1-B-like. NCBI's taxonomy places the organism in Eukaryota, Metazoa, Echinodermata, Asteroidea, Forcipulatida, Asteriidae. The coding region runs from base 1 to 615 and encodes 204 amino acids. Gene Ontology annotation, molecular function: dynein intermediate chain binding. The record is from RefSeq and is a predicted model, not a curated record. Gene Ontology annotation, biological process: microtubule-based movement. Gene Ontology annotation, cellular component: cytoplasmic dynein complex; cytoplasm. The transcript has a single exon.